Kazachstania africana CBS 2517 is the source of this 1929-nucleotide messenger RNA. It is a transcript of the gene SLM2, whose product is annotated as phosphatidylinositol 4,5-bisphosphate-binding protein. The record is from RefSeq and is a predicted model, not a curated record. The coding region runs from base 1 to 1929 and encodes 642 amino acids. NCBI's taxonomy places the organism in Eukaryota, Fungi, Ascomycota, Saccharomycetes, Saccharomycetales, Saccharomycetaceae. The transcript has a single exon.
AUGACUUUUACUGAUGAGAGUAGAGGUCCUCAUUUGCCACUAGGAAUCCCAGAUCCCAUGUCGAAGCAUAAUACCAUGAGUUCGAACGUCUCGAAUAUGAGAUCGCAACAACUUGCUAAUCUGCAACAGCUGCAUAGUCUUCAACAACAUACAAGGAGUCUUACUUCCGUAGAUUAUGCCAACCAACAACAGGCUGGUUUCUCACUACCGCAGUCGAAUCCAUACCCUCAGUCAUCAGAUAAUAACACGUUUCUCUCUCAGAACAACACUGCCUCGGGUCAAAAUGUCCAGUCUAAUAGUAUAACCACCAUUCAAAACAACAACAAUCCUCCCAUCAAUCGCAGCAAUAAUGUGUCAAAUCAACAGAAAAACUCACUGACUAGUGCUUCUUUGAAGUCUAAAAAUUUGCCAAGAACCUCGUUCCAACAUCAGCAAGACCCAAGGUCGCCUCUUUUAAUCUUAAUACCCACUUCAGCACAACCUACCGAUGUGCUAGCACAGAGAUUUGCCGCCUGGAGAAGCGUUAUCAGAUCUAUCCUCACCUAUUUGACGGAAACUGCGUCAAUACAGGACGAAAUCGUAAGACAACAGCUCAGAUUGUCUCAUUCCAUACAAUUCCCAUUCUUCUCGGUGGAAAAUCAACCUCAACCUUCUUCUAGUGAAGACAAGAUGAUUCAGAAGUUCUUCUUACCUUUGGGGAACGGAUCAGUUCAGGAUCUUCCAACUGUCUUGAGCCAGUACCAUGGAACUUUGGCUUCCAUGGCCUCCAAGGCUUCUAAGGAGUUAACUAACGAAGUAAUACCAAGGUUAGAAGAUUUGAGAAGAGACCUUCUCGUUAAAAUCAAAGAAAUUAAAUCUUUACAAUCUGAUUUCAAAAAUUCAUGUGCUAAAGAAUUACAACAGACUAAAAAUGAUAUGAAACAUUUCAUUGAAUCUUUGAAAGAUAUCAAAUAUAAUAAUCCGCCAAAACACGAUCCUUACCUGUUAAAGAUAGUGCUGGACAAACAAAUCAAGAAACAACUUAUAGAAGAAAAUUUCUUGCAUGAAGCGUUCGAUAAUCUACAAACUUCUGGUGCUGAAUUGGAAAAAGUCGUCGUCAUGGAAAUUCAAAACGCUUUAACCAUUUAUGCAAGAUUAUUAGGUCAGGAAUCACAACUGGUUUUCGAUAUCCUUAUUUCAAAACUAGACUUAGGUUUUUUCAAUAAAGAACCAAAUUUUGAAUGGGAUAAUUUCAUUGCAAGAGAUUCAAAUUUUAUUUCUCCAAAUUUACCAAUGAGGAAAAUGAAAGAAAUCGUUUAUAAAUACCAAUAUGAUCCACUAACCUACGAAAUUAAAUCUGGAUUUCUGGAAAGAAGAUCAAAAUUCUUAAAAUCUUACUCAAAGGGGUUUUAUGUGCUUUCACCAAAUUUCUUACAUGAAUUCAAAUCCGCUGACAGGAAAAAAGAUUUAAUCCCUGUAAUGUCCCUGUCUUUGAGUGAAUGUUCCGUUGCUGAACAUUCAAAGAAAGGUAGUAGUGACCAUAAAUUCAUUUUACAUGCAAAGCAAAAUGGUAUAAUACAUAGAGGUCAUAAUUGGGUCUUUAAGGCUGACUCAUACGAUUCGAUGAUAUCAUGGUAUAAUUAUUUGAAAAGAUUCACAAACUUUUCAGAUUUACAAGAAAAAUCCAAGUAUAUCAAAGAACAUUUUGAUUUAAAUAACAACGAUAGAGACAUUGACGAGCAAGAUAAUGAGGAGAAAUUUCCAGGUACGCCGAAACAAGACUUGCACCAAAAUGAAGAGGACCCCACUGUUACACUCUCGACACCAAAGUUAGACACCAUCACAAAUACAAACACAACAUCAUCUCUUCCCGACACUAAUAACUCCAAAAUUCAAGAUACUAUUCCUAAUUUUUAUAUCGAAACAAUAAAUCCAGAUUAUAAGGAUUAA